AACGGUUGGCAACUUUGUUGCAAAUAUGAUGCAAUGUUGGAAGACUGAACUAUUUGUUGGCAAUAUAAGCUAUGGAAUGGUCAAUGUUAGGCGUGGGAUCUUUCAGGGAGACUCCUUGUCGCCAUUGCUCUUUAUCAUUGCCAUGAUACCUCUGUCAAUAAUCUUACGACAAACAAACUGUGGUUAUCAAACAUCAAAAAAAUCUCAAAGAAUUUCACAUCUGCUAUAUAUGGAUGACUUGAAGCUCUAUGGAAGAGGUGAAACUGAAAUCUGUUCUUUGACUAACACUGUCCGAAUCUUCAGUAACGAUAUCAGAAUGGAGUUGGGACUGGACAAGUGUGCAACUGUACAGUCCCAACUCUGAGGAGGCACUGAGGAGGGGCAAAAUCACAGAAAGUGAGGCUAUUAAUAUGCCAAAUGGUCAAACCAUAAAGUGCCAUCAGCCAGAAGCCUACAAAUACCUGGGCAUACUGCAGCUGGAAAGUAUCAGGCACGAGCAAGUGAAAACCGUAAUUAGUAGAGAGUAUACUCAGAGGAUUAGAAAGAUUCUCAAAAGCAAGCUCAAUGGAGGCAAUACCAUCAAGGCCAUGAACACCUGGGCUAUACCUGUCAUUAGAUACACUGCGGGUAUUAUAAACUGGACACAAGCAGAAUUGGACAAUCUCGAUAGAAAAACAAGAAAACUCAUGACCAUUUAUUGUUCGCUACAUCCGCGCAGCGAUGUAGACCGGUUGUAUCUGCCUAGAAGGUUGGGUGGUAGAGGCCUAUUACAAGUAAAGCAAACUGUUGAAGAAGAAAAAUAUGCACUGGCAGAAUAUGUCAAGGACAGUGGUGAGCCUGCAUUGAUUGCUGUCAAUGAUAGAAAACUCCUUAAAGCACAGCAGACAAAGAAUCAGUAUAAGAAAACUACAUUACAAGCUAGAGCUGAUAGCUGGCGUAAUAAGGCGUUACAUGGACAGUUCCUGGACAAAAUUGAAGGAAAGGUGGAUAAAGAAAGAACCUGGUUAUGGCUUACCAAUGGAGCAUUGAAGAAGGAGACAGAAGGCCUGAUUUUUGCAGCCCAGGAACAAGCAAUCAGAACAAAUGCAAUUAAGGCAAGAAUUGAAAAAUCUGCUGAUGAUCCAACAUGCAGAUUAUGUAAAGAAGCUGAUGAAACUAUUGAUCAUAUUCUCAGCUGCUGCAAAAAAAUUGCACAGACAGACUAUAAACAGAGA
Molecule: messenger RNA, 1214 nt
Organism: Centruroides sculpturatus (bark scorpion)
Lineage: Eukaryota; Metazoa; Arthropoda; Arachnida; Scorpiones; Buthidae
Exons: 1
Source: RefSeq, a predicted model, not a curated record